Tetranychus urticae (two-spotted spider mite) is the source of this 2507-nucleotide messenger RNA. RefSeq lists its product as uncharacterized. Gene Ontology annotation, biological process: mitotic chromosome condensation. Lineage: Eukaryota; Metazoa; Arthropoda; Arachnida; Trombidiformes; Tetranychidae. Gene Ontology annotation, cellular component: condensin complex; condensed chromosome; chromatin. The record is from RefSeq and is a predicted model, not a curated record. Gene Ontology annotation, molecular function: chromatin binding.
UCUUUCACAUCUUUAAAGAUUCUACCUUUAAUUGGUUAUACUACUCAACAAUUGUUUUACAUUCAUUUAAUUAUUUGUUGUUCACUAAUAUUUAAUUUGUUUUUGAUUCAACUAUUACCCAUUUCAUCUACCAAAAUGGUUGUUUCGACUCCUGGUAGAACCUCACCGUUGAGGCGGUACACAAGUGUUGAUGACUUUUACCGUGUAAAUGCCACUUUGAACAAAUUAUUGGAAAAAGAAAGAACUGAGCGUGAAAAAAUUGACCGUGCCGCUCUCAAUUAUCUUCAAGCUGUUAAGGAAGAUUAUGAAACCAAAAUAAUGACCUUGAAAGAGGAACUGGAAAAAGUUCGUAAAGAGUCUGAUGGAGUAUGCAAAAAGGACUUUCAAAAUGUUAAGUUUGAACUAAGGAUUGCCCAAAGGGAUAUUAAAGAACAAAAGUCUCGGAUUGAAUAUCUUCGUGACGCUAGAAAAGAAGCGGUAGACAAAUUGAGUCAAGUGGAAGCAACUCUUGCUGAAAAAGAAGCAGAAAUCGAAGAAUGGAAAGUCAAAUUUGAAAAUUUGUCUACGGAUGUCAAGAAACUUAUGGAUGAUAAAAGUACCUGUGAGGAAACCUGUAAAACUUUGGUAAAAGAGAAAGAAGAUUUGAUUGCUUUGAAUGAAAAAUUGACAAACUCCAAUGAAAUUUUACGAUCAACUUGUGCCUCUGUGGAAAGUCAAGUCUCCAAGUUUGAACAGGCUUGUAAAGUACAAUUGGACAUUAAGGUUAAACUGACUGAAGAGAAAACCAAAAUGUUGGAAAAGAUCAACAAUCUGGAGAAAGAGCUUGGGACAAUGACAUCCAAGUAUGAAAAUCAAAUUUUGGACAUGGAUAGCAAAAUUAAAUCCCUUGAAUCUACUGUUUCAGAGUACAAAACUAAAUGCAAGCAGCUUGAAGAAGAGAUACAAGAGACUCAAAAUGCCUUGGAAGAAGAGAGACAAUUCCGUGUAUUACAUGAGGAUCAAUUACCCGCUUUGUUAAAAGAAAAUGAACUGAAACAACACACCAUUGAAGUUCUUCACACAAAAUUUGCAGAUUAUGAGAAAGAAAUAUUUUUUUUAAAGGAGGAAGCCUCUAACCACAUAACUAGUAUUGCCCAGCUUAAUUCUAAAAACAAACAACUCACUUUAGCUUUGGAAGAAGCUUUAGUCAAAAAUGAUACGCUUCAGAAAAGGAUUGAAGUUAUUGUUGAGCAGUUGGAGGAUGAGAAACUUGAGAAACUUAAGCUCAGUCAAACAGUACAUCAACAAUUUAAAGCCAUUGAUUUGUUGCAAGAUGAAAUGGAAAAAUCAAAAAUGGAAAAAUCAAAGAAGUCUUCGUGGUUUGGACAUGUUAAUAGCCCAGCCAAGGAUGCAUCUCCAGCAUUUAGAGUGUCCCAUAUGCGAGAAUUAGAAGCAGCUCUCGAACGCGAGAAGGCCAAAAAUAAAACAUUGACAAGACAAAUUGAUGAAACUAAACAGGAACUUCGACGGUAUAAAACUGAACUUCGAAAAUAUGAUAAAAUAGGAAUUACUUUUCCUGUACACGAAGGCAAAGGAGACGCGCCAAGUAAUAUGUCAAGUUUAGAUCCUAAAUACUCGAAGGAAAUCGCCGUGGAAGUAACACCGUCAUUAAGCUCAGAACCUUCAGCUCCUUAUCACCAAGAUGUUGACAAUUUAACUUACUCUUCUGCAAGUACAAGUACGACUGAUAAUAAUGAUACAUCUGAAGAAGAGAAAGAAUUCAUGUUCAAUGAAUCAGGCCCCUCAGAAUUUGCUCAUCAAAAAACUUCCAGUGUGGGAUAAAUAUUCGUACUGUUAAUUUCUUACACAAUAUUUAACAAGAAAACAUUUCAUAUCUAUCUUCAUGACGUUAAUAUUUUAUGUAAAUUGGUAUUUUUAAAAGUCUGCAAAAAUAUUUUAUCAUAGAUUACACCACGAAGAUCCAGUCCUGGAACUAUUCUCAUGUUCUCCAUCUAUAUCCAAGCAUGAUAAUGAAAUUAAAUAAAAAAAACAAAAGUUAAAUGACUACAAAAUGGACAAGCAAAAAACAUCAUUACAUUUUCAAGAGCUUAUCCUUUCCACCACUGGCAACUAGUUCACCAUCAGGACUCCAGUCAAUGGCGUAAACCUGUCAAAAAAUGUCGAUUAUAAAUCUAUUUCAUUGAAUGAUUGCCUUAUUGUUAUCAAACCUCAUCAGCGUGUCCUGGGAGAUCUUGGAGUAACUUUUUUGUUGACAUAUCCCAAACUUUGACUGUUGAAUCAGCGCUUCCACUAACUAAUAAUCUACUAUCAGCUGACCAAGAAAUUUGAUAAACAGCUUGAACAUGUCCUCUUAACGAUGUGAUAUAUCUUUAUGAUAAAAUAGAAACGAAAAAGACGUGAAUAUAGGAAAUAUGAUCCGAUUCUUUUUCCUUUCCAGAUAAAAAAUCUAUUAUGAAUACCCAAACUCAAACGAAAUUCAUUAAAGGCUUUGUAUGUAAUCAGCAAAA